AUGGCGCAACCGAAAGCGGCAGGGACUGAGUCCGCGUCCACGGCGCCUUCUGCAAUACUAGCGACUUCUACGUCAUCAAAUGUUGCUACUUAUGGACCCCGAAAGCCGUUACAGCAUAUUUUGUCAGAAAAAUCCUACGUUUUCCAGCACGAUUCGCACAAUGUAUCCGCCCAACCUCCCUCAACCACAACCGAUUCGUCAGAAGCCAAUAUUGACGCUAAUAUAGGCGUAAAUCUCUUAGAAAAGACUAUUCAUUCAAACACUAAACCAAAUUCAUUGGACAAAGUGACUCAAGAUCAAGAGGAGGUGCGUGCGCUGCAGUUUACAUUGGCCCAACAGCAAAUGCAACAGUACGAGACGAUCACCAAGCAACUCGAAGCUCAGUCAGGGAUUGUUUUGACGCCAGUGAGUACUAUGAGUGAUAUUACUAGUAAUAACACAAGUGUAGCAGGAAUGGCGAAAACGUCCGAAGCUUUGCAGAAACGCAGACAAGAGCAAUUGGCAAAGUUGCAGCAAAAUGUUCAGCACCAAGCAGCCAUGGUGGCACAGGUGGUGCAGAAUCGAUCUGAUGAAAAGUGGCUUCGUAGCAAAUUGUUGCUGGAGCAAGAAAAUCUUCGACUAUUAAGAUUUUAUGACCAGCAGCUUCAGCAACAAACUAAUAAGGGGAAUUUAGGGGGGACGACCACAGCGACAUCCACUGCCGACAAUUUUCUAGUACAACAGCAACAAGUUAUUCGCCAGCAGCAAUUGCUUCAGAAUAUGCUUCAAAAACAGCGAAAUCAACAAAACAUGCAGCUUCAACUCAAAAUUAGGUUGCAGAAAAGCGUAAACGACAAGACUUGUUUGUCAUCUACACCGUCAAAGCCUUCGCUAACGAUGAAAAAAGCAAUUCACUCAUCCACACCAACAUAUUAUUCGAUUAAGAAGAGAAAGCUCAGAUCGGCAUUUGAGAUGGACUUGGAGUCAUUAGCCAAAAUCUGUAUCCGAGUGGCCAACGCGAGAACUGAUUGCGAGAUGCGGCAGGCGCUUGACAAGAUGACGACGUGGCUACAUCAUUGUACUGAACUAAUGCUUCUUCAGAUUGCUAAGCGAGAUUAUCGCGACUCGUUGGCGCGUCGUCGACCGGUGCUUAUUCAGCAAAAUCGGUGGCCGAUGGAUCUUCAAGCAAAGUCGGAAUUGAUUACGCAAAAGAUUGAGCGAAUGUUGGAAGAAACCCUGCUUCGAGAAAAGAAAAAAGUGGCUCAACAAGAAGCUGCAGCGAAAGUGGUCGUUAGUACCUCAGUAGCAACUACUGCGGCUAGUUUGUCAUCCUCUGCGUCUUUUCAGACUCAGCAUGAAAGUGUGAGUGUUGCAGCAAAUCCUGUUCCUGCGUCUGUAGCAUCGCCACCGUCAUCUACUGUGCUGUCACCAGCCGUUCAAAUUCUUGAUCAACGAGAUAUAGCAGCAGUCGAACGCGAGUACGCGGAAUUGAAAGCUCAAUUACAAGCCCGACAAUUCGAGGUGAAUCAGAAAGCCAAGGCAAAACGUGAUGCAGCAAAGCUGGAAGCGUUCAAAGCAGCGGACACUACAAUUACAAGUGCUGUACAGAACGAGUCUCACAAGCGUCCAUUGCAGCUCGUGGCUUUUGAUACCAUAAAAAAAACACAUACGAAUCCGACCGGAACGAUAUCGACAGCUAGUAUCAAUAUGUAUCGACCACCCCCGACAACAGUAAUACCAAUUUCACCUCGUGUUGCUCAGCAGUUUUAUGACCUCGAUCUCGUUACUCGUGCCAGCACUGAGAAUGACGACAAAAUGUAUCUUCCAUCCAAAGCUGUGUUAAAAAUCAUGCAAAGAGCACUGCAGGGUGAUCACGAAGCGAUUAUCGCUACUACUGGCACAACUUUUUCUCCUACUCCUAAUGUCGAGGAUCAUGAACAAAAUCACGAUUAUUCGAUCCACGUUAGUGAAGAUGCUGUUACGUUCAUGCAAGAGUGUGUGACCGAAUUUCUUUUGUACUUUACAAGUGAAGCGCGUGAUCUCUCGCUUUUGCAAAAUCGAAGAACGAAAAAGGGUAUGGGGUUAUCAAUUUCAGGAGCUAAUGUUGUGGAGGGAAUGGAUAAUCUGGGCUUCACGUCGUAUGCUCGAGUUUUAUCCUUGUACAAUGAAAAAGUUAAGGCAUGCCAAGAUGCUGUGGCAAGAAAAAAGUUAGAACGCAAAAAAUUAAUCCAACAACAGGCUUUUGAAAAAGCUGCGGCUGCUUCUAAGGCAGCGAAAGCGGUGUCUGCUCAUAUGUUUACAAGUGAGAAAUCAAAUCUUGGCACUGUUUUGUCUGGAGUGGAAGAGAAUGGCGUGAAAGUCUCGUCAGUAAAUCGAAAUUUCACGAUAGCGAGACUCACAUCGGAGUCGAAUAAUACAUCAGAUCCAACAUAUCGGUGA
This is a messenger RNA of Plasmopara halstedii, 2418 nucleotides long. Its product is annotated as histone-fold-containing protein. Gene Ontology annotation, biological process: regulation of transcription by RNA polymerase II. Lineage: Eukaryota; Oomycota; Peronosporomycetes; Peronosporales; Peronosporaceae. The record is from RefSeq and is a predicted model, not a curated record. The transcript has a single exon. Bases 1 to 2418 code for a protein of 805 amino acids. Gene Ontology annotation, molecular function: RNA polymerase II cis-regulatory region sequence-specific DNA binding; protein heterodimerization activity; DNA-binding transcription activator activity, RNA polymerase II-specific. Gene Ontology annotation, cellular component: CCAAT-binding factor complex.